AUGAGCGAUAGUUGGUCUAACGAGACGUCAGUGUACCUCCUCUUUCUGUCCAUCUCCUCCUCCUCCUCCUCCUCCUCCUCCUCCUCCUCCUUCUACUACCGCUACUGCUGCUGCUGCUACUACUACUACUACUACUACUACUACUACUACUAUUACUACUAUUACUACUACUACUACCACUACUACUACUACUACCACCAUUACUACUAA
This is a messenger RNA of Spirometra erinaceieuropaei, 210 nucleotides long. Lineage: Eukaryota; Metazoa; Platyhelminthes; Cestoda; Diphyllobothriidea; Diphyllobothriidae. The record is from the annotation of a GenBank genome assembly.